Osmerus eperlanus (European smelt) is the source of this 2212-nucleotide messenger RNA. RefSeq names its product RNA binding motif protein 42 (gene rbm42). Gene Ontology annotation, molecular function: mRNA binding. Lineage: Eukaryota; Metazoa; Chordata; Actinopteri; Osmeriformes; Osmeridae. The record is from RefSeq and is a predicted model, not a curated record. The transcript is spliced from 11 exons. Bases 173 to 1594 code for a protein of 473 amino acids.
CCAUAGAGGAAGUUGCAUGCUAACAGAAGAAGACUUGCGAGCUAUUAGGUCUGUAUUUAGAUACAGUAGCGCAGAUGUAGUUCAAGUAAAUAUAAACACUUAUUACGACAAUCCGAUAGAAUACUUUUUGAACUAAAGGAGUAUCAGCGUUUAAAGUAAGCCUACAAAUUACAUGAUGGCGUUAAAAUCGGGAGAAGAGCGAUUGAAAGAGAUGGAAGCCGAAAUGGCGCUGUUUGAGCAGGAGGUCCUGGGGGGUCCGAUGUCUCUGUCCGGCGGUGGUCCCACAGUCUUGGAGGGGGUUCCUGUGGCCCUAGCGGUUCCCAUACACCGUCCAAUCAUUGGAACAAACACAUACAGACAGGUACAACAGACCUUGGAGGCCCGAGCUGGCACAUUUGUUGGUCCACCACCCCCUGCCUUUGUUGGCCCAGUACCACCAGUCCGACCUCCACCCAUGUUGAGACCAGCAUUUGUCCCUCACAUCUUGCAGAGACCAGCUGGUCAGAGAAUGCCAGGGAUGCGUGGACCCCCCCCUCAGGGCAUGAUGGCCCCUCCUCUGCCACGUCCCCCUCCACCACCACCAAUGAUGAUGGCCCCUCCCAUGCAGGGUCCCCCUCAACAUUCCAUGACCCCCCCAAUACAAGGACCCCCCCAGCACCAACACCCCCCCCAGAACCAGCCUCAGCAUCAGCCACAGCAUCAGCCUCAGCAUCAACAUCAGCCACAGCAUCAGCCCCAGCAUCAGCCCCAGCAUCAGCCCCAGCAUCAGCCCCAGCAUCAGCCCCAGCAUCAGCCCCAGCAUCAGCCCCAGCAUCAGCCACAGCAUCAGCACAGCAUGGCCCCCAUGGGACACUUGGGCUCCACACCCUCUGUAGGGCCAAUGGGUCCCAUGGUGUCUCCACCCCCGAGGCCUGUGGCGCAGCAGCCUCCCAAGAUCACCCCAUCAGUCAUACAGGCAGCCCCCACCGUCUACACAGCCCCUCCAGCGCCCAAGAGGCCUGACAUCCGUGCUCAGAGACAGGCGCGCAUGGAGGAGCUGGCUGCGUCGGUGGCAGAGCAGCAGGCAGCAGUAAUGGCUGCCGGGCUUUUGGAAGCCAAGAAGGACUCUGCCUCGGACGACAACAUCAUCGGACCCAGCAUGCCUGAGCCAGAGCCUGUGCACCCUGAGCCAGCAGAUGGCAGCGUGGAAGAAAAAAAGAGGGGGAAACAAGAGAAAAUGAAGAAGUGUAUUCGCACUGCAGCUGGUACUAGCUGGGAGGACCAGAGUCUGCUGGAUUGGGACUCAGAUGAUUUCCGGAUCUUCUGCGGUGACCUUGGCAACGAGGUGAAUGAUGACAUCUUGGCGCGUGCAUUCAGCCGCUACCCAUCCUUCCUGAAGGCCAAGGUGGUGAGGGACAAGCGCACAGGGAAGACAAAGGGCUACGGUUUUGUCAGCUUUAAGGACCCUAACGACUACGUACGAGCCAUGAGAGAAAUGAAUGGCAAGUAUGUAGGCAGUCGACCGAUCAAACUGAGGAAGAGCAUGUGGAAAGACCGGAACAUGGAGGUGGUACGCAAAAAACAGAAGGAAAAGAAGAAACUGGGGCUUAGAUAGGAAGUUAUUUGUGUGUGAGUGAAAGUUGUCAACUGUGUGAGACCUGUGUGAUUGACUGAGUGUAGAGCAGUCACCAGUCUCCCAGUUAGAGGACUGCUUACACCAGCUGUCAACUAGCUUGGGCCACAUUUAUGUUAGAAUGACUAAAACAGAGAGGUGAGUUACUUUUUACCCUCUUCAAUUGGAUGACGGUUUCAAACACUAUUCUAAACCUGGGAAAUUAGGCUUUGACUAACAGGUUUUGGCUUUAUCCUUGGCCCUGAUUUGAAAAUAAGGCAUUCCACUCAACUCAUUCUCCACACAACCCUCAGUGCCAGGACUGUCAAAAUGUAUGGUGUCUAUAGUACUGCUGUUUUUGUGUGGCAGUUUGUUCUCUUCCCCUCAAUACUACUUAGAUUGUAUGCCUAAAACACCUCUGGCAUUUUUGUUUAUAACAAUACAGUAACCAGUGUCUCACCCAAUUACAGCAUUGUUCAAUUUCACUUACAGUGUUGAUCAAUGUUCUAUGUUGUUCACACAUCCAACAUUUUAGAUUGAAACUCUCAAUGUUUGUACAAUACUGUGGAUGAAUAGGUUGAAGGAAAACGAUGUAAACUAUUUUCAAUAAAAUACAACCUU